Molecule: messenger RNA, 1416 nt
Organism: Zasmidium cellare ATCC 36951
Lineage: Eukaryota; Fungi; Ascomycota; Dothideomycetes; Mycosphaerellales; Mycosphaerellaceae
Exons: 1
Coding region: 1-1416 (471 amino acids)
Source: RefSeq, a predicted model, not a curated record
AUGUCGUCCAACGACACCAGCCGCGAUCCGCGUUUGUCAAGAAACGACCCUCGCUUGCAGAACAAGAAGCGUGUUGCCAGCCAGUCGCCAGCAAGCGCUAUGCAACCAACCCCGAAGAACGUGAAGCCAGCCACUGCCAGCAACAGUUCGAACACCAAUACUGCGAAUGGCACGGCUACCCAAGCACCGACCUUCGACCCUCCUCGUCCACCUGGCAUGGCCCCGCCACCGCCUCAGACAGCGCCAUCUGCCUUCAUGAGCAGCGACCAACCAGCGAGCGAGCAUUCAGUACUCCGCGACUUGCCUGCGCAGCCCAAUAUGUUCGAUCUGCUUCGAGCCUCGUCUGAUAUCACCGGCAAGCUGACCUACGCCCGCGUCGAGCGAGACAAGACGAUUCCGCCGCUCCAGAAGGCUCUCAAGGAGUAUGAGACCCUGAAGCCAUAUUUCGAAGACUUCGCUGCCAUGAAAGAAAUGCACACCAGCAAGGUCAGACGUGCCCGGAACAAGCACGAUCGCGCACAGAAGCUCGUCAUCUUCUUCGAGCAGGAAUCUGCACAGCUGGACCAACUCGUCACCACCUUCCGCGCUACCACCCCGAACCUUGGCGCUGCUCUCGGCAUGCCAACGGAUGACUCGGUGCCACAGCAGAUCACUGCAUUGCGGGACAGCUACAACGCACUGAAGGGCGAUGUGGCGGCGGAGAGCGGCCGCAACAAGCGCGACAUCGACGCGCAGAAGGCGAAGUUGGCCAACCUAACUCAGCAGCUUGAUCUCCUGAAAGACAAGCAGGACCAUAGCGCCAAUCAGUUCGCUACUGCCACGGCAGGAAUGGCACAGUUGGAGAAGAUCCAGCAUUCGCUUGCUGAAGUCACGGAGAAAGUCACGAAGCUCGAGGCCGAAGCAGGCAACAAGGACGAUGGCUUGGGUUUGGUCCAGUUCACUCCAGUGGUCGCACCAGAGGAACCGGAUCCGGAGCUCUCCCAGAUCCAGCAAAUCUGGUCUACGAUCUCCCACCUGGAGAUGGCUACUGCGAACCACAAGAAGCAGCUCGACAACAUCACCACCGACGACGUUGUCAACCAGAUGGUCAAUGUCAUGGGCCAGCACUGGCCAGAUGCCAAGAACUGCCAGGCCACCGUCGACAGCCUCAAGGACGGCAUCGCCAAGCUCCACGACCACAUCAACCAAGUCUCAGCUCGUGUCAACCAGGGACAGAAUGGUGUGGCCAAAGCUGAGAUCGACAAGCUGAGAGGUGAGCUCGACCAGGUCAAGCAGAAGGUCGGCGGUCAUGACGAGCUUCUCAACGAGGGCAAGCAGACCUUCAAUGGCAUUGCGGACCAAGUCAACACCAUACGCGACCAGGUCGCCAAGCUCGAGGGCAACCAGGACGAAGCUAUCCGCAACGCCUUCGGAUAA